This is a messenger RNA of Mucor mucedo, 1485 nucleotides long. RefSeq names its product WD40-repeat-containing domain protein. Gene Ontology annotation, molecular function: protein binding. The record is from RefSeq and is a predicted model, not a curated record. Gene Ontology annotation, biological process: nucleocytoplasmic transport. Bases 43 to 1485 code for a protein of 480 amino acids. Gene Ontology annotation, cellular component: nuclear pore. Lineage: Eukaryota; Fungi; Mucoromycota; Mucoromycetes; Mucorales; Mucoraceae. The transcript is spliced from 7 exons.
CCUUUUUUUACCAAACAAACUAGUUUUUUUUUCAUAUAAAAAAUGAACCUUUUAUGUGCAACACCCGAUGAAAACCAAUGUACUUUGGCUGAAGUCGAUGGAAAUUUAGUGAACGUCCCAAUUGGAAAUAGUUCUGCUAUGCAAGAAGUUGCCAGCUCAACUCCUUUAUACCCUUCUAUUCCUUUUGAGCCUGUUGAUUCUGUCGCUGCUGAUUAUGCUUACACCCCACCUGUCUCCUCUAGUCUUUUCGAAACUACACGUAGUGGUGUUGUAAAGUUCUGCACUGAAAGCUGGGAACAAAGACGACCUGCGAUUGAAGCAACACCUGCAUACCAAAAAGCCAAAGACAUUUACAGUUACGUUCACGACAAUUACUUAAAAACACCCGAAAUGAUUUUAGAACACCCAUUAUUCAACAAUGAAAGCUCGAUUCAAUGCAUGGCAUGGCAUCCACAUUUAGAAAUAUUAGCAGUGGCACACAAGGAUAAUAAUGUAUACGUUUAUGAAAAGAAGGAUGGAGCACCAUGGGCAUGCCAAGUACUCUCUCACGAAAAGAUGGAGCGUAUUACAUGUAUUUCAUGGAAGAAGCGAGCAUCAGGAACACUUGCUGUGGGCUGUCAAGAGGGUGUUUGUAUAUGGACCAUCCAAAGAACCGAUUACGCAGAUUCCAAACCAAAAUAUCACCCCAAAGCCAUGAUGAGAUAUUUACAAUUAACAGGCCAAUCAUACAUUAGUUCUUUGGCUUGGGAUCCUACACCCGCCAGUCAAUUAUUAGCUGUGGUUUCCGCUGUCACCAACACAGUCGUCGUCUAUGACAUGUUACUUGAUAGAGCCAUUCCUUUGAAACGUUAUGGAAAAGGUAAUAUUUUGUUACGAUGGAGCCCUAAUGGUGAAUGGUUAUUUGAAGGAGGAUCAGCAGGACUUUCUCGUAUGUGGGAUACCAGUGAUUGGUCAUCACAGCAGAUUAAAAACCCUCCUGGAUUAUGGAUCCAAGCAGCUUGUUGGUCUCCCGAUAACCAAACUCUUGUGUACUCCAUGUGUGGAAAGUGUGAUGUGCAUGUCUUGAUCUUAUCUGGUAAGACUAUUAAACAAUCGAUCAAAGAGGAAAAGGCAUUAUCCACACCAUUAAGUACUGCUGAGACUGCAUCUGGUAUUUCUGUGCCUGUAGGUGGUGUCAUUCGUGAUAUGACAUUAGACGAAAGAAGUGGAAUGAGAUUGGCUAUCGCUUAUGAAAAGUCACCUUUAAUUGGGCUGUAUUCUAUUAAUAACGGAAGCCCAUUCGACUUACAAAAGAACCCCAUGUUCUUCCCAAUUGGUUAUAUCCGUGGCGCUGGUUUAGACAUGACUUCUAUGGAAGGUCAUAAGCCUUUAUUUAUUGAGUUUUCGCCCUCUUUUGAAAAUGGCACUAUUAUGGCUAUUGCUUGGGAUAACGCUGCCGUUACAUUUGUUACGCAUCGCUUCUUGACAAGUGAACCCUUCAUGUAG